Messenger RNA from Saccharomycodes ludwigii, 1299 nucleotides. It is a transcript of the gene YHC3, whose product is annotated as amino acid transporter YHC3. Bases 1 to 1299 code for a protein of 432 amino acids. Gene Ontology annotation, biological process: regulation of intracellular pH. The record is from RefSeq and is a predicted model, not a curated record. NCBI's taxonomy places the organism in Eukaryota, Fungi, Ascomycota, Saccharomycetes, Saccharomycodales, Saccharomycodaceae. The transcript has a single exon. Gene Ontology annotation, cellular component: vacuole; membrane.
AUGACUCACGAACCAAUGCCAACAGCAGUAUCCUUGCCAAAUGAGAAAACCAUAUUUAUAUUUUUUUGGAUAUUUGGAUUAUUGAAUAAUGUUUUGUAUGUUGUGAUUUUAUCGGCUGCCAUCGAUAUAGUAGGUACAAAUACCCCUAAAUCUAUUGUGUUACUUGCAGAUAUCAUUCCAUCGUUAUCAAUCAAGUUACUCUCCCCCUUUUUCAUCCAUAAAAUAUCUUAUAAUGUUCGUGUUUCAAGUUUAAUUAUUAUUAGUAUCUCGGGGAUGUUUCUCAUUUCGAUGUCUUCCACUUCUCCUGCUUUACUAUGGUUCAGUCUACUUGGAAUUAUUUUGGCUAGCUUUUCAAGUGGGUUGGGAGAAGUUACUUUUUUACAACUAACAAACUAUUACUCAAGUGUAAGCUUAAAUGGUUGGAGCAGUGGUACUGGUGGUGCUGGAUUAUUAGGGAGUUUUGCUUAUCUAUUAUUUACUUCAAUUAUGCAUGUUUCAGUGACAAUAACAUUAUUACUUUUUAGUAUUUUGCCAUUGGGAUUUUUGAUUUAUUUUAAAUUGCCCUCGGUAUCCUUUACAAACUACCAUUCGACUGAUGUUAGUGGUGCAGAACAGAAUUCUGAUCACGAAAUAGAAAAUGUUGAUUUCCCACUACUUGUGGAACCUGAUUUACGAACUUCAGAAAAUGUUUAUAUGGACAUUUUUACAAUUAAUCAAUUGUACUCCCAUUUGAAGGAAACUUUAAUCAGACUGAAAAAGCUAAUUUUCCCAUAUAUGCUACCCUUAUCGUCAGUUUACUUUUUCGAAUAUUUGAUUAAUCAAGGGGUUUCUCCAACUUUAUUAUUUCCAAUUACCAAAGAAAAAUCACAUCACUUUUCCUUUUUCAACGAGUAUCGUGAUAUGUAUGUAACAUAUGGAACUUUAUAUCAACUAGGUGUUUUCAUUUCAAGAUCAAGUGGUCAGUUCUUCAGAAUAAAAAAGUUAUAUUUAUUGACUGUCCUACAAGGAAUAAAUCUAGUUAUAACAAUUAUACAAUCAUGGUACUAUCCACAACACCACAUCUUUCCUAUAUUAAUACUCGUCUUUUAUGAGGGAUUAUUGGGUGGAUCAUCAUACGUCAACACUUUUUUAAAUGUUACGGAGGAUUUUAAAACAUCAGAACAGAGAGAGUUUGCCCUUGGCGCAGUGUCCAUAUCUGACUCUUUUGGAACAAUGCUUGCUGCCUUUGCUGGUGUUUGGUUGGAACCAAAAUUAUGCAAGCACCAAGUCGAUAACGGUAGACCAUGGUGUUCAUUGUAG